CACAGAGCUGCUACAGAAGGAUUAAAUGACCUGCCCCAGGAUGACGGAGUGGAGUCAGUCAUCAGAGGGACAACACGACCCCUUCACCUGGUUUAGAAAGUUCCAGCUCCAGUCUGUGAUCAGGGAUGGAUUAGUCCCAGAAUGGUUUCAUGGGAUCAUUUCCAGGAAGACAGCAGAGGAACUACUCAUGCCCAAGCCAACCGGUUACUUCCUCAUCAGAGUCAGCGAGAGCAGGAUUGGCUACACGCUGUCACACCGUUCUGAGGACCGCUGCAGACAUUUCAUGAUUGAUGUACUGGAGGAUGGUCAGUACAUCAUCGUGGGGGAGAACAGGCGCCACCGGUUCCUGCAGGACCUGGUGGACUUUCAUCGCAGGACUCCCAUAAUGCCUUUCAAUCAAGUGCUGACUGUUGCAUGUGGACAGUCCCAAAACAAUAACACAAACUACGCUGAGCUGUUGUUUCCUCGAAGACAUCCAAACUCUGCCGCCGUAUUGCCACCAAACAGCUACAUGCCUCCCGACACGAGGCAUCCAGUAGAACAAGAUGAUAUUCCACCUGCCGUUCCCAGCCGACCAAAUCACCUGAAGACCUCUGUAGUCCCGUCUCCAAACAGCCAACAAAACAUGCUGUACCCUGAUCUGAAAGAUGAGCCCCACCACGUCCCCUCCCCAAUUCCAGAUAAGCCUGUGCCAAAGACCAGGAGGAAAUAUCCAGCCGAUAACCUCCCCCUGAACCAGCCUCCUGAAGUCCCCUCUAGGAGUUGCGUACCUCAGAGGCUGAACCAGGCUUGCAUCAGAACCAUCUCUGCACCUGAAGCCCCCCACACGCCCCCCACCUCUGAACUAAAACCCUGCACCAAUGAUGACCCCGUAAAGGUUCAGGAGGCGAAGUUGUCCGUCGUCUCCAACCUGAAGAACCUCAAGAAAAGACUUCAGAAGAAGAAGUGUCCUUCAAAAGAUACUGACUAUGCAGAGAUUAAUUUGGAGGUAAGUGAGAAGAGCGAAGACACGGAGAAUGAAUACCAGGAGAUCAGGGAGGACCAGCCCUUUAAUGCUGCACCUCACUUCUACAAUCCCAUGAGGCUGACGGAGGAGUAUCUGCCACCUCCACCUUUUGCCCCAGGUUACUGAGACACGGUGGGGACUGUAUGUUUCUGUGAUGGGCUGGGGAUCAUGUAGGGAUGGAUGGAUGGAUGGAUGGAUGGAUGGAUGGAUGGAUGGAUGGAUGGAUGGAUGGAUGGAUGGAUGGAUGGAUGGAUGGUUGUUGUAGCAGCAUCAGAUGAAGAUCUGUUUUCAGGAAUACUGCAGAAAUUGACUUCUGGUCAAACUUGUUUCAUAUGUAGAACUGUACUAGUUGUGAGUGUUAAAAUUAUUGUUACAUUUUUUUCCCCACCAAAUGUCUAUGCAUGGUUUUGUUGCAUCCUAAUAGUAGCUUUGUACACAAACUAUGAAGACUAUGUACAAUUGAACACAUUGUUGUUUAAGACUGAAGGAUGUGAUGUUAUUAAACAAAACCUACCAAAG
Cololabis saira (Pacific saury) is the source of this 1525-nucleotide messenger RNA. RefSeq names its product hematopoietic SH2 domain containing (gene hsh2d). Bases 26 to 1132 code for a protein of 368 amino acids. Gene Ontology annotation, cellular component: cytoplasm. The record is from RefSeq and is a predicted model, not a curated record. Lineage: Eukaryota; Metazoa; Chordata; Actinopteri; Beloniformes; Belonidae. The transcript has 6 exons.